AUGAGUUGGAAAGGAUUCACCAAGAGCGCCACGAGGGCGCCCCAAAUGUUCAAGCAGCGCUUCAACAUGGGUGAAAUCACAAAAGAUGCGAUUUACAUCGACGCCGAGCGCCGUUUCGCCGAGCUGGAGAAGGAGACCAAGAAGCUGCACGAUGAGAGCAAGAAGUACUUUGACGCCAUCAAUGGCAUGCUCGACCACCAGAUCGAGUUCUCCAAAGCAUGCGCCGAGAUAUACAGGCCCAUUUCAGGCCGGGCGAGUGACCCAGACUCGUACGUCAUUGAUGGCAAUCCAGAAGGAAUCAGGGCGUGUGAGGAGUAUGAGAGUAUCGUGCAGGAGCUCAAAGCGAGCCUGAAGCCUGAGCUGGAGAUGAUCGAGAGCCGAGUCGUAAAGCCCGCGGAUGAGCUGCUCGAAAUCAUCAAAGUCGUUCGAAAGACGGCUACGAAGCGGGACCACAAACAGUUGGACUUUGAUCGACACAACGCAACUCUAAAGAAGCUGCAGAACAAGCCGGACAAGUCGUUAAAAGACGAGAAGGCGCUGUACAAGGCCGAGAACGACGUGGAGAUGGCGACUCAAGAGUAUGAGUACUUCAACAACCUACUCAAGGAGGAGCUGCCAGAGCUGUUUAGACUGGAGCGGGAGUUUAUCCUUCCUCUCUUCCAGAGCUUCUACUACAUGCAGCUGAACGUCUUCUACACCCUUCACGACAAGAUGCAGAACAUCGACAUCGGCUACUUCGACUUGACCCUGGACAUUGAAGGCGCAUUCGAGAAGAAGCGUGGCGAUAUCCAGCAGCGCGCCGAGGCACUUUCAAUCGUCAAGUUCAAGACUACAGGUGGCCCACGACCGAAGCCAGCUCUGAAAUACGGCAACAAACUCGCCAUUGAGAACGGGAGAAAGGGAUCGUCAGACGCCGGUUCGGAAUCCCCCAACCGAAGACUUACGAUGGACGGAUACGACCAAAACCCUCCACCCGCAUAUUCAGCCGGAGCCUCAGACCUAGGACGAGCAAACAGCACCGGCGGAAACUGGGGAGCAGCAGCGAAAGCCAAAGCCGCACCACCCCCUCCCAAGCCGAAACCCUCAAGAUUAAGCGGCCUCCCCGGAGUAGAGACAUGUACAGCAUUAUAUGACUACGAAGCGCAAGCCGAGGGCGACCUCUCCUUCACGACAGGCGAAACCAUCGAGAUCAUCUCUCGAACAGACAACACCAACGAAUGGUGGACAGGACGUGUCGGCGCUCGACAGGGGCAGUUUCCAGGCAAUUACGUGCAAAUGAACUCAUAG
Messenger RNA from Zasmidium cellare ATCC 36951, 1287 nucleotides. RefSeq lists its product as uncharacterized. Lineage: Eukaryota; Fungi; Ascomycota; Dothideomycetes; Mycosphaerellales; Mycosphaerellaceae. Gene Ontology annotation, molecular function: lipid binding; protein binding. The coding region runs from base 1 to 1287 and encodes 428 amino acids. The record is from RefSeq and is a predicted model, not a curated record. Gene Ontology annotation, biological process: endocytosis; plasma membrane tubulation; actin cortical patch localization. Gene Ontology annotation, cellular component: medial cortex; actin cortical patch; mating projection tip. The transcript has 3 exons.